CCUCUCCUGCCCCCCACACGCCCGGGCGGGUCCGGCCGCUCCUCGGGCGGCGCGGCGGGGCUUCCCCUCUCUCCCGGCCGGCCCCCUGCCUCCCGCUCCGGGCAGCAUGGUGGACCUGGACAGCGAGGUGCCGCCGCUGCCGCCGCGGUACCGCUUUCGGGACUUGCUGCUGGGCGACCAGGGCUGGCAGAGCGACGACAGGGUGCAAGUUGAAUUCUAUAUGAAUGAAAACACAUUUAAAGAGAGACUAAAGCUCUUCUUCAUCAAAAACCAAAGAUCAAGUCUGAGAAUACGAUUAUUCAACUUCUCUCUCAAGCUCCUAAGCUGUUUCCUAUACAUAGUUCGUGUGCUCCUGGAUGAUCCUACACAAGGACUUGGAUGUAAGGAAUUAAACCGGAGUUGUUCCCAUCAAAACUACACGCCUGGAACAAUUGAUUGGUCUCCCAUUAUUUGGGUGAAUCGAAGUUUACCUUUAUGGGGAUUACAGGUGUCUGUGGCUGUAAUAAGUCUCUUUGAAACUCUGUUGCUAAGUUAUCUAAGCUACAAGGGAAAUAUCUGGGAGCAAAUUCUGAGAAUACCCUUUCUCCUGGAAAUAAUUAAUGCUGUCCCUUUCAUCAUCACGAUUUUCUGGCCAGUCCUAAGAAACCUGUUUAUUCCUGUAUUUUUAAAUUGCUGGCUGGCAAAGCAUGCUUUAGAAAAUAUGAUUAAUGAUCUUCACCGAGCCAUCCAACGCACACAGUCUGCAAUGUUUAACCAAGUCCUCAUUUUAAUAUCUACCUUAUUAUGUCUCAUCUUCACUUGUAUUUGUGGAAUUCAGCAUCUGGAACGAGCAGGAAACAGGUUGACUCUCUUUGACUCCCUUUAUUUCUGCAUAGUGACAUUUUCUACUGUGGGCUUUGGGGAUGUUACACCCAAGAUAUGGCCUUCAAAGCUGCUUGUUGUCAUUAUGAUCUGUGUUGCUCUUGUGGUGUUGCCCAUACAGUUUGAACAGCUGGCAUAUUUGUGGAUGGAGAGGCAAAAGUCUGGAGGAAACUACAGCAGAUACAGAGCUCAGACAGAAAAACACGUUGUGCUGUGUGUGAGCUCUCUGAAGAUUGACUUACUCAUGGAUUUCUUAAAUGAAUUCUAUGCCCACCCCAGACUGCAGGACUAUUAUGUGGUCAUUUUGUGUCCUACGGAGAUGGAUGCUCAGGUCCGAAGGGUGUUACAAAUCCCAAUGUGGUCCCAAAGAGUUAUCUACCUGCAAGGCUCAGCCCUAAAAGAUCAAGACCUAUUGAGAGCUAAGAUGGACAAUGCUGAAGCCUGUUUCAUCCUGAGCAGCCGCUGUGAGGUGGACAGGACAGCAGCUGAUCACCAAACCAUUUUAAGAGCAUGGGCAGUUAAAGACUUUGCUCCAAAUUGUCCUUUGUAUGUUCAGAUACUGAAGCCUGAGAAUAAAUUCCACAUCAAGUUUGCAGAUCAUGUUGUAUGUGAAGAGGAAUUCAAAUAUGCUAUGCUAGCUCUAAAUUGUAUAUGUCCAGCUACUUCUACAUUAAUCACUCUGCUGGUUCAUACAUCUAGGGGACAUACAGCCCCAUGGGAAGCUUUCAGACAACUCACUGGAACCAAGCAGACAUUAAACAGGGAGAGUCAGCAAUCACCAGAACAAUGGCAGAAAAUGUAUGGCAGAUGCUCUGGUAACGAAGUGUAUCACAUCAACCUGGAAGAAAGUACAUUUUUUGCAGAGUAUGAGGGGAAGAGCUUCACAUAUGCUUCUUUCCAUGCACAUAAAAAGUUUGGAGUCUGUCUGAUUGGUGUUAGAAAGGAAGAUAACAAAAACAUUUUGCUGAAUCCAGGUCCUCGAUAUAUCAUGAGUUCUACUGAUAUAUGCUUUUAUAUAAAUAUCACCAAAGAAGAGAAUUCUGCUUUUAAGAAGCAAGAAAAGCAUAGGAAAAACCAUGAAUCAAAAUUAUCUUAUCAUGGAGCUUCUAGGUUACCAGUACACAGUAUAAUAGCCAGCAUGGGGACCGUGGCCAUCGAUUUACAGGACACCGGGUGCCGCGGGGCCAGCGGUGCCACCCUGGCCCUGCCCGCCGAGGGGGGCAAGGAGGGCAGGAGGCCCAGCAUCGCCCCGGUGCUGGAGGUGGCAGACUCCUCCUCCCUGCCCACCUGUGACCUGCUCAGUGACCAGUCUGAGGAUGAAACCACCCCGUCCGACGAAGUGUCUGCAGGCUUUGAGUAUGCCAAAGGUUAUCCUCCUUACUCUCCUUAUAUUGGAAGUUCUCCCACCUUUUGUCAUCUUCUGCAUGAAAAAGUACCCUUCUGUUGUCUAAGACUAGAUAAGGGAUGCCAGCAUAACUACUAUGAAGAUGCCAAAGCCUAUGGAUUCAAAAAUAAAUUGAUUAUAGUUGCAGCAGAAACUGCUGGAAAUGGCUUGUACAACUUCAUUGUCCCACUCAGAGCUUACUACCGACCAAAGAAAGAACUAAACCCCAUUGUAUUACUGCUGGAUAACCCGCCAGAUAUGCAUUUUCUGGAUGCAAUCUGUUGGUUUCCAAUGGUUUACUACAUGGUGGGCUCUAUCGACAACCUAGAUGACUUACUAAGGUGUGGGGUCACCUUUGCAGCUAAUAUGGUGGUGGUGGACAAGGAAAGCACGAUGAGUGCUGAGGAAGACUACAUGGCAGAUGCCAAGACUAUUGUGAAUGUCCAAACCCUCUUCAGGUUGUUCUCCAGCCUAAGCAUUAUCACAGAGCUAACUCACCCAGCCAACAUGAGAUUCAUGCAGUUCAGAGCCAAAGACUGCUAUUCUCUUGCUCUGUCCAAAUUGGAAAAGAAAGAGCGGGAGAAGGGAUCCAAUCUGGCAUUUAUGUUUCGACUGCCCUUUGCUGCUGGCAGGGUUUUCAGCAUCAGCAUGUUGGACACACUGCUUUAUCAGUCAUUUGUGAAAGAUUAUAUGAUUUCUAUCACAAGACUUCUGCUGGGACUUGACACCACACCAGGAUCUGGGUUUCUUUGUUCUAUGAAAAUCACAGAAGAGGAUCUGUGGAUUAGGACAUAUGCCAGACUGUAUCAGAAGCUUUGUUCCUCCACAGGAGACAUUCCAAUUGGAGUCUACAGGACAGAAUCCCAGAAGCUCACAACAUCUGAGUCACGAGAAAUGGCUUCACAAUCUCAAAUCUCCAUCAGCGUGGAGGAAUGGGAGGACACCAAAGACACCAAAGAGCAGUUCAGCUGCCGCGGGAAUCACCGGAACUCAACAUCCAGCGACCAGUCCGACCACCCGCUGCUGCGGAGGAAGAGCAUGCAGUGGGCACGGCGCCUGAGCAGGAGGGCCCCCAGGCACUCUGCUAAAACUGCUGAGAAGAUCAACCAGCAGAGAAUGAACCUCUACAGGAGGUCAGAAAGGCAGGAGCUCGCUGAACUCGUGAAGAACAGAAUGAAGCACCUGGGCCUUUCUCCAGCAGGAUACGAUGAAAUGAAUGAUCAUCAGAACACCCUUUCCUACAUCCUGAUCAACCCUUCUCCAGAUACAAGAUUAGAGCUGAACGAUAUAGUGUACUUGAUCCGACCUGAUCCAUUGACUUAUGUUCCAAAUGCUGGACCCAGCCGAAAGGACAGCUUCUGCAAUACAGUGGGACAGGACACCAGGGAGGAGACACAACUUUGAUAUGUAACUCACCACAAGAUUCAGAGACAGUUUUAUACACAUGUUGUUUCCACUAACCAUUUUGCAAACCGAGUGGUAUAUUUUAUUCAGAUUUUGGAAACAAAAUGACAGUGGGUAAGUGACCAAAUGCAGAAAUGUGGUGCCUAAGAAACUGAUUUCAGGGAUUGUCAGGUCUGUGGCCUGUUCAGUAUGGAAGUUGAACUUUGUCAGCCUAACAGAAUGAUGACACCUGUUGCUAUUUAGCCCUCAUGAACAAAUGUGAGAUUCCACCACGUUUUGCUUAGAUGCUCCUAAGCAUAUUUAGGUGGCAGCAUGUUAGUGACUGAGCUUCUGGCCAAGGUCAGAUUAUCUGAUGCCCAUAGAGAGACAAUGCCUGAUUUGUAGUAGCAAAUAUGUUAAUACCUAAAGCUGCCAACAAGGCUUUGUGUGUCAAGAAUUCAGUCUUUGAAAUAAGUUUCAGUCUCAGCCUGUCACCCAUUUUUAUUAGCACAGAUUAGUUUCAGUCCUGUUUUAGCCUCCAGGACCUGUGUUUUUGUUCCUUGGAUUUACACAGACCAGGUUGAAUGACACAACCUGGUCACACUGCAGAGCUUGAGAUUGAGACACAUCAAUGACAGAAGAGCCCAGCUGCAGGAAAGUCCCUCUCAUCUCACACAGGCAGCUCUCCCAACACUGGCAGAAAACAGGGAAGUGACUGUGUGAAGCUGCAUACAGUGGUAGCUCAGGGGAAACACAACCCUUUGAACCUUGCUGGGUUUUUCCAGAGAAACCUGAGUAGAUUAUAACACAGAAGUGGGAGCAUUCCUCUAGGGAAUGAUUGCAGCAACAAGCCCUUAACGUUUUCAUGACUAUGCCAGAACUACAGUUUGUCCCUAGCAUUUCAUGCCUAGUCAUCCAGAUUACCCAAAAGUGACACGUUAUUACAUGAAAUUAAGUAUCUCAUUAAUGAUUAAAGACAUUUAUAACCCAUUCCACAAAAUGAAUGUAAUUCCACAUAGUGUGAAAAAGCAUUAUGGAUCUAAAACCUCUGCCUUGGCAUGAGGUAUACAAGAAAACAUCUGCUUGUAUAAGAAGCAACUACAAUUGGUCAAGCUUUCUAGAGAAUUAAGCAUGUCUGUUCAUGAUCUUCCAAGAUUAUUGUCAGAAAUGGGGAAGAACAUACUUGACGUUAUAAACCCCCUUCUGUUGCAAGUGUCCACAUAGAACCAAGUAAUUUUGCAGGUAGUCUAAUAUGGAAAAAAUUAUUAUUCUCUGAACUCCCUUGAUAUCCUAUUUGAAAAAAAAAAAAGGUCAAAACUGUUUAUAUUCUCUUCUAUAUUAAUUGCUAAAAGUACAUUCUAUUUCUGAAACAGAAGCCACAACCAAGUUGCCCAGUAAGCAGCUCCUGGAUGUGAGUGUGUUUAUCAGCAUUAUAAGGAUACUGAAAUCAAGUCACGUUCAUAUUAGGAAUGACAGCAAAUCUGCUUUUACUUCCUGCCUUCCUCUUAAUGAUUCCAAAGUUUAACAAUUCAGUGGUUCUGCUUAGAGUCCAUUAUUGUUCAGUGCUUUUCCACACUUGAGUCAUUCACUAGUUUAUUCACAGAUAAAGUAUUUCAAAUGGGCACUGUGGGAAGCAUAGAAACGAUUGAAACAGCUGCACAGACUGAAGUCUACAUUUUUUCAGAAAGAAAAAGAAACAGUAUAUGAAACAAGAUCUUGUCCAAGAGCUGUCAUAGAAGUUACCCAGAAGAGUUUGAAUGUGCAGUGUGAAUAACUUUUCUAUUUUUAAUACCUUCAGGGAGAAGACUCUAUUCCAGUUGAAUAUUUUUUUAAAAAAUACAAGUUUCUUAAUGUUCAUUCCAAAUAUUAGAAGGAUCUGUUGUUGCAUACUGAAGGCUUCUCUAAUGGAGUCUCAAGGAGGCAGAGAGGCUUCCAGAACCAUGGCUAUCCUCCAGCAGGCAAGCUGGAUACUCUGCUUUCAGCCUGAGUCACAGUUCACAGGAAUUCCUGUGUGUAGAGCACACACCACUGAUUUAAGGACUCUGCUAAAAGGAUCCAUAGCGAGGGCUUGAGUCCUCACAUUUAACAGCCCAUAAAACAGCAGAAACAAGCAGUCAGGUGUGUCCAUUUGCCCACUUAACUCAGCAGAAUUGCUGCUCAGCUAGAUUGGAAUAAUGGCCUCUAAUGUGACCUGGUAUUUCUCCAGGCUUAAUGAAUUUCUAAUUGCUCAUUAGCCCCAGAAGAUUUGCUAAAGCAAACACAAAGACAGCUGGAGGCACUUUGAGUCCCUAAAAUGAAUGCAAGGCAAUCUUUGUGAACCAAACACAGUUCUCUUCAAAAUCUGCUGGAAGACAAGCAAGGUAGUAAAAACUAACAACAGCUUCUGAUGAAGCAGAAGUUCUAGUAACCCAUGAAUAAUGUACCACAAAGUUCAGCUAUUCAGAAUAAUGCUGUCUUUCAUGUUGAAAGCAGAACAGGUUUGCUUCCUCUGGAAUAUCUUCACAGACAGACUGUGGGAUUCUAGUGGGAUUUUGAUCUUCCAAGACCAGCCUAAGCACCACUGCAUUAACCCUGAAUGAGACAGUAUGCACAGUCCCUCAGUGGCCAGGGAGGUGAUUCUGUAAUGGUCAUCCUACAGGCAAUCUUAUGUUCACACACUUCCUUCUCAUCAUGCUUGUCAGAAAUGUAACACAAGCCUAACUGGACUGGAGACCAGACUGAGGAACAGGAGUGUCAAGGCUCAGUGCUGGAGAAGGGAUGAUGAAGUUCUGGAAUGAGCAGGGUCAAAUGACUGUUGAACAGAGGGGUUUGAGCAGGCAACAGUUCACUCAGUAGAGGGAGAAAUGUGAAGCUGUGAAAAAAAGAUUAUUUCUGUGCUAACUGUAUGUAUUUUUCCUCCUGGCUCACUUCUAUCAACAACCCAAAGAUGGCUCUCUUCCCCAGCACUGCCUUAGCACAGCCCAAGCAGUUUGGUACCCAGAGUCACAGGCCCAGAGAGGGAAGUACUAGCUGAUAAUAAUUGCUUCAUUCUCAAGGGAAUCUCCAGCAAAGCCAGACCUAAAUAUGAAAACGUGUUACCUAGUCUGCAAUAAAAAAGUCACAAGAACUCUUUCAAUGGCAUGCAGUGUGUUUCCUUAACUGUUUCACUCCAAUUCCAUUCCACAACACAUGUGAAUUCACAUAUAAAGCAAAAAGCAUAAAGUCCUUGACUUUGUAAAACCUGCAGUGGAAAUGAAUUACUGAAGUUGUGACAUUUUGUCUCAGAAAUUAAAAGAGCAGUUGUUUCCCAGCA
This is a messenger RNA of Passer montanus (Eurasian tree sparrow), 6920 nucleotides long. It is a transcript of the gene KCNT2, whose product is annotated as potassium sodium-activated channel subfamily T member 2. Gene Ontology annotation, biological process: potassium ion transport. NCBI's taxonomy places the organism in Eukaryota, Metazoa, Chordata, Aves, Passeriformes, Passeridae. The record is from RefSeq and is a predicted model, not a curated record. Gene Ontology annotation, cellular component: membrane. Bases 107 to 3649 code for a protein of 1180 amino acids. Gene Ontology annotation, molecular function: intracellular sodium-activated potassium channel activity. The transcript has 31 exons.